AAACAGACAGACUAAAACCUAACUAAGAAGAGUGGCAAAAAAACCGCCGGAGCACACAGGAGCAGUAUAUAUACGUAGCCGUGGUUUGUUAAAAAUACCAAUUGCCGCGUUAGAAAAACCUCGCCUUUUCUCGGAGGGUUAUACUUUGACAUUCACUUUACCCUAAAACCCUAAUUGAAAACCGAAGAUGGAAGAAAGCGGAGCCAAACCGGUGUGUGCAGAGGAAGCUCUUUCUCUUCUCAACUGCGUCACUCAAUCUCCCUACGAUGAAAACAAAUGCCUUCUCCUCUUGCAUUCUUUGCGCGACUGCGUCCUCGCCAAGAAAGUGAAGAACUUUUCCCUUGCUGGACAAGAAAAACAGAAAACUGAACCCAGUAGUCAGAAGCAUAAAUUUCGAGCAACAGUUGAAAAUAUGGCAAAUUACAUUGGUGCUGAUAUUUUUCAUGGUGUGUACAGUAGUUGUUUGUUUUAGUUUUUGAAAGUAUUCACCGAGUGAGAGGAAAUUAGUGUAGAUCCGGGAAGAAGUGAGAGGAAAAGUUAAUAAUAACGAAGAAAAGUACCAU
Molecule: messenger RNA, 563 nt
Organism: Vigna radiata var. radiata (mung bean)
Lineage: Eukaryota; Viridiplantae; Streptophyta; Magnoliopsida; Fabales; Fabaceae
Exons: 3
Coding region: 188-472 (94 amino acids)
Source: RefSeq, a predicted model, not a curated record